CCAGGGUGUUACAUCCUCCGUGUCAACUGAUGACACAAAUUAUUACGAGUCUCUGCUGGUAAAGUAAAACAAUGUUGAUAUUGCCAUGGUCAAUCGUUGUCAACGAAUAAAAUAGUCCAUUGCCUUGCCUCCAAGGUCAGUUAGACUAACCCGGUUGUGCUUCCAAAUUUAUUUUGAGGAGAUUUUAUACAUUCAUUCUUCUGGGGCCACCAAUGGUUUUCCCCGUGCACAACUAACUUAAUUUUGAUUGUUACCGACGCAGUUUGUAGAUUUCCCUGGAGGAAAGCUUUCCUUUGUUGGUGAAAUGAAUUUCCUGCCGGAGUCGCAAAGGGAAAGGAUCAAUUGUUACCGUGUUCUUGACGACGAUGGUGGGACUAUAUACAGCAGUAGAUUCCAAGAGGUCAGUAAGGAGUUGGCUCUGAAAAUGUACAGUAACAUGGUCACCCUCCAGAUUAUGGACACAAUCUUCUACGAAGCUCAGAGGCAGGGAAGAAUUUCCUUCUAUCUGACUUCCAAUGGUGAAGAAGCAAUCAACAUAGCCUCUGCUGCUGCGCUUAGUGCUCAAGACAUUGUACUACCUCAGUACAGGGAGCCCGGUGUUCUUCUAUGGCGUGGCUUCACACUGCAAGAAUUUGCAAACCAGUUGUUUGGGAACAAGCUGGAUUACGGUAAAGGCAGGCAGAUGCCAAUACAUUACGGAUCAAACCGUCUGAAUUAUUUCACAGUCUCAUCGCCUAUCGCCACUCAGCUCCCUCAAGCUGUUGGCGCUGCCUAUUCUCUCAAGAUGGACAAGAAGAAGGCAUGUGCCAUCACGUAUUUCGGCGAUGGUGGCACGAGCGAGGGAGACUUCCAUGCCGCGCUCAACUUCGCUGCUGUCACGGAAGCGCCAGUGAUCUUCUUCUGCCGCAACAAUGGCUGGGCAAUCAGCACCCCAACCGCCGAACAGUUCAGAAGUGAUGGAGUUGUUACCCGCGGUCAGGCCUACGGAAUACGCAGUAUCAGGGUAGACGGCAACGAUACUCUUGCUGUGUACAGUGCAGUCCACACCGCCCGGGAAAUGGCUAUAACUGAAGGAAGGCCUAUUUUAAUUGAGGCGAUGACCUACCGAGUCGGCCAUCACUCGACAUCCGACGAUUCAACCAAGUACAGGCCGGCUGAUGAGAUGGAGCAUUGGCGAACAGCGAGGGAUCCCGUCUCCAGGUACAGAAAAUGGGUUCAGGGGAAUGGAUGGUGGUGCGACACUCAAGAGUCUGAACUCAGGAACAAUGUGCGGCAAGAGCUCCUGCAAGCCAUUCAGGUGGCCGAGAGGAUGCCAAAACACGGGCUUGCGGACUUCCGGGGGAGCGGUCUGCUCCCGGGAUGCAGAGGCGUCCUCACAGUCAGCCAGAAAAGCUUUGAAUAG
Molecule: messenger RNA, 1402 nt
Organism: Aegilops tauschii subsp. strangulata
Lineage: Eukaryota; Viridiplantae; Streptophyta; Magnoliopsida; Poales; Poaceae
Source: RefSeq, a predicted model, not a curated record